Messenger RNA from Anguilla rostrata (American eel), 4475 nucleotides. It is a transcript of the gene amotl2a, whose product is annotated as angiomotin like 2a. Gene Ontology annotation, cellular component: cytoplasmic vesicle; bicellular tight junction; plasma membrane. Gene Ontology annotation, biological process: hippo signaling; establishment of cell polarity involved in ameboidal cell migration; actin cytoskeleton organization. The record is from RefSeq and is a predicted model, not a curated record. The transcript has 10 exons. Bases 80 to 2251 code for a protein of 723 amino acids. Lineage: Eukaryota; Metazoa; Chordata; Actinopteri; Anguilliformes; Anguillidae.
UGUUCUUUCUAGAUCUGUGUCCCCUUUGAAGUGAAACCCCUUAGUUUGUGUAGUGCCUUUAGCAUCGACAACGGCUGCAAUGAGAACAGCAGAAGAAUCAUACGGCACGGUCCUGCACCGGCUCAUCCAGGAGCAGCUCCGCUACGGGAACCCCACGGACACUCGCACCCUGCUCGCCAUCCAGCAGCAGGCCCUCCGGGGAGGGGGCAGCGGCGGGGGCGCAGGCAGCCCCCGCUCCUCCCAGGAGAGCCUGGCCCAGGACGAGUCUCAGUUCCUCAAAAUGUCGGCGCGCCAGGAGCCCCAGGGCCAGGAGCACCAGACGGACUACCAGCAUUCCGAGAGCUCCAUGCGCCAGCUCUACCAGCUCCACGGAGAGGAGCUGCCCACCUACGAGGAGGCUAAGGUGCACUCCCAGUACCUGGCUUCUCAGAGGGGCCAGAUGGGGCCGCAGCAGGCUGCGUACGAGGCUGCUCACGGGAGCGCCGGCAACCAGGACGAGGGCUUGUUGGACCCGAAACACGGGCACGUGCGUUCCCUCAGCGAGCGCCUCAUGCAGCUCUCCCUGGAGAGGAGCGGAUCCAGGGCCAACAUGUUGUUGAGCUCCUCCCACAGCUACCCCCAGCUGUCGAAGCACCACGUCCAUCACAGUGCGCACGACAGCCAAGGCCCCCACCACGUGCCAGAAAGCCAGGGCCCGCCACCAGAGUACCCCUUCUCCGUCAGGCCUCCGGGAUACAUGCUCAGCCACUCGCAGGAGCACGGGCACUACUACAGAGAACCGCCGCCAGCCUUCCAGUCUCAGCACCACAGGUACAUGCAGGCUCAACCACAGGCAGUCCGUCCCUGUGUCCGAACCACACUGACCCCUGCCGGCAUGAGUGACCUCAUGACCUCUCACAACGGAUUCAGCGGUAACCAGAUGGAGGCGCUGCUGAGGGAGAACGAGCGGCUCAGGAAGGAGCUGGAGGGCUAUAACGAGAAGACAGCCCGGCUGCAGAAGCUGGAGCAGGAAAUUCAGAGGAUAUCUGAGGCCUAUGAGGUGUUGAUGAAGGGGUCAGCAAAGCGGGAGACUCUGGAGAAGACGAUGAGGAACAAGCUGGAGGCUGAGAUUAAGAGGCUGCAUGACUUCAACAGAGACCUGCGAGACCGCCUGGAAACAGCUAGCAAACAACUAGCUGCUAAGGACGUUGAAGCUGCAGACCAAAACCAGCUUGUCUUUGCCAGACUCCUUGAACAAAAUGAGGAGCAGCAGCGGGAUCGCGAAAGGCUGGAGCGCGAGGUGCUCCGGCUCAGGGCCUCCGGGGAGGAGCAGCGGCGGAGGCUGGAGACGCUGGAGCAGGCGCUGAGCUCGGCGCAGGCACGCGGCGGCCAGCUGGAGGAGGAGCUGCAGCGGAAGCGCGCCUACGUGGAGAAGGUGGAGCGGCUGCAGCGGGCCCUGGCCCAGCUGCAGGCCGCCUGCGAGAAGCGGGAGCAGCUGGAGCAGAAGCUCCGCACGCGGCUGGAGCAGGAGCUGAAGACCCUACGCGCUCAGCAGAGACAGACUCUUAGCCAGGGGUCCCUCCCGUCCUCGGGGCUGAGCCCCUCCCCCUUGCAGCUGCAGCUGCGUGAGAGGGAGGAGUGCAUCUUGGGCCUGGAGGCUGACAUCACCAAGUGGGAACAGAAGUACCUGGAGGAGAGCACCAUGCGCCAGUUCGCCAUGGACGCAGCUGCCACGGCGGCGGCUCAGAGGGAUACGACCAUCAUCAACCACUCCCCAUGCCACUCUCCCAAAAACAGCUUCAACGAGGACCUACCGACAGCCAACCACAGGCACCAGGAGAUGGAGAAUAGGAUUCGGGCUCUCCACGCACAGCUCCUGGAGAAGGACGCGGUGAUCAAGGUACUGCAGCAGCGCUCGCGGAGGGACCAGGGCAAGGCUGAGCAGCAGGGCCUUCGCCCCGCCAAGUCCGUGCCCUCAAUCAGCACCAGCGCCCCCAGCUGGCAGACCUGCCCACUCCCAGCACUCCAGCGAGGGAAAGGGAAGAGCUUCUCGGAUGACCAGACAGCUGCCGUGUCGUCCUCGCCCUCUGCCGUCCCCAAGCCCCUCAGCCGGGACUGCAGCACCCAGUCUGACGGGCCCCCCCAGGAGGAUCGCAUUACAGAGGAGCCCAACGCUGCACCCUCACCUGCCCCUGAUCACUUGGAACAAACCCCUGUGCCUAUGAAGAGCACAGAAAGCCUGGAGACGGAAAUGGUGGAAAUCCUUAUUUAGAGCAUACAGCGGGAUUUUUCAGAAUGCCGGCACACCUGAGAAGGGACUCCUGCUUCAUGGACGGGGCUUCUUCCCCAGUGCUUUUAUGGGAUGGAAGAUUCUGAUGGCCAUAUUAAUGUUGCUUGAAAGUUCAAAGUUUUGGAAGAAAGAUGGACUCUCAAAGGAUAGAUCUGCAGUUUCACAAAAGUGGACUGUAGUGGAGGGUGUAGAGGAGAGCUGAGCUCUCUUUGAAUGCUUCACUGCAUUAAAAUGGACCUUUGCUGAUGUCAUUAUUUUACAAAUCUGCCUGGUGCAAGCGAGGCUUUGAAUCUUGAGGUACUUCGACAGUAUUUCGCGUGGUUGCACAGGGCAAGUGAGAGACUGUAUAACUGUACAGUGUAUUCCUUUUCUUAAUGAUAUAUGUUAUUUAUAAUUGCUGCUUCUUGUGUGAGUGUGCAUGUGAAGAGUGUUGACUUUCCAGGACAUGGUUGUGGCCUUCAAUAGAAGAUUCUCCAAUGUCUCAUGUCUGCAGUUGCCCAAAUGUCUGAUGCGCUUGUUUUUCCCUUAUAAAAUCAAACAAGCUACAGUGGCCUGUUCAGGAAUAUUGUGUUUGUAUACACAAUAAGGUUGAUUGUACAUUGUUGAUUGUAAGGCUGGUUGUACAUUCUCACAUGGCACGAGAACCAACCCUUGUUGUGACGAGCUGCAUGGUCUUCUGGUUUUUGCUGUUAUUCACCAUGAACUUAUCAGUUAAAGUAGUUUAUUACACGGUUAAUUCACCUCGCCUGUUUUUUCUGUUGCUGAUUUUCCUGGUCAGAACAAAAAAACUGGUAGACCCUGUGGCUUUUCACCACCUUGGUUAUUCCUUGAAUUAAAGGAUUCUGUCAGAAUUAUCAUUGUUCUCUUUAAAUAGAAAAAUGCAAUUUUUGCUCAAAGGAAGACUUUCUUUUGUGGGGGUUCCCCUGGGUUCUGUACCAUGGCCCGCAGCCUAUGGCCAUGGCCCCUUGAAUGUUCCACUCUGCAAUGACAGUUUCACACAGUACUGUGUGAAUGGUGAUGAACGCACUCUAAGUGUUGGCCAACCUAAAUUUAUACAGCAGAUGGUGGUCCAGUAUUAGUGCCAGUGGGGGCCCGCUGGAAGCUAUACGUGGGAACGGGAGGCCUGCUUGUUAGGGUUAAGCUAAGAGUGCUGCCUCCUCUGUUUGUUUUAAGAGACACUUAGGAAUUUGCUCUCAGAAGCCUGGUUGGUCUUCAUGGGAUGUGAUUUUUCUAAUGCCUUGGGAGAAGCCAGCUAUCGUGUUGGGCCUCAGGAGGCAACCACCCGGGGUGCCCUCUCCUCCCUCACUAGCUGGAGCUAAUCUUCCUACAUUCCUCCUCCUGUGGAAUGUCUCUGGAUGUUGAAAAUGGCUAUCUGUAGUAUGACCCUCCCCUUUAAAAUGGCAAGCAUUCUGAGUACUGUUCAAUUUGUGUCUAUUUAUUUCUUCUAAGCCCUGGUAGCAGGUUCUGUCCAUGGGCUUCUAAAUUAAAGAGGAGUUAUAUACAGUAACAUGGAAACACCAUUCCUUUUUUGGAUUCAGAACAACAUUCUGUUUGCAGACCCUGACCCAUCUUUAUUAAAAUUAACCUAUUUUUACACCACAUAAAACAACCUGUUUUGUGUGGUCAGAAAGUCAGUGCAAUGUUUCCUUUACCCCAAAGCAGAAUUUUUCUUUAAAAAAUUAUUGGAAACCUUUUCAAUGAAUGACUUUGGUCUCUGCCUUCGUGAAUCUAUAACUGGUGUGUUGUUUGUGGGAAUUUGGUAUACAUUGAGUGUCUGCUCUGAACUGGAAGUGUGGGAUGAUUGUACAAUUUUAUCAGGCCCUCACUUUUCAAAUGCUACUUAUUUUUCUAUGUUCUCACACUGUGCACUUGCUGGUCAAUGCAUUGUGAUGAAAAUCCAUUUACUUCCUUUUUUGUAAUUAGGACCUUGUUUACAGGAAGAGCUGUUUUGAUCUGAGAUGACUUAAUAUAUUUUGAAUGUUUCUCUUAGUAUAUUUAGUGUCAUGAACAUAAUGCCAAAGAUUUGCAUUACAAUUAAGUUAUAACUUGAGUGUUAAAAAACCAGCCAGGCUAUGUGUAAAUGCCCUGUUCAAGCUGGUUGACCCAUACUUGGACGUUUGCUGUGAACUUCUGAAAUGGGGGAAUUUUGUAUUGAAAUGCCAGUUACAUUUCAUUAAUAGAAUAAAACAAUAAUAUAUCUAUACAA